This is a messenger RNA of Sitophilus oryzae (rice weevil), 681 nucleotides long. Its product is annotated as 52 kDa repressor of the inhibitor of the protein kinase-like. The transcript has a single exon. The record is from RefSeq and is a predicted model, not a curated record. The coding region runs from base 1 to 681 and encodes 226 amino acids. Lineage: Eukaryota; Metazoa; Arthropoda; Insecta; Coleoptera; Curculionidae. Gene Ontology annotation, molecular function: protein dimerization activity.
AUGAGAGAUAACAUAGAUCAAGUGUUCAGCAACAUUUUUGAAAAAGCCGAAAAACUAUUAAAAUCAAUAGAUGCACAAGAGCAUAUUCAAAUUCCGAGAAUAGUUGCACAUCAGAAAAAUCGUUCUAACAUUAUGGUAGCGAGCCCAGAGGAAUAUUUUCGAAUUACAGUUGCAAUUCCUUUUUUGGACGAUUUCAUACAUCAGUUGACUGAACGAUUUGCGAAGCACAAAAAAUCAUUGUCCUCUCUACAUUGCUUAUUACCAAAUGUAUGUGUUGUACACAAAGUGGACCUAGAGGACCUUUCCCUAUACAAACAAUUUUUGGACUAUGACACUUUAGCGGCAGAACUAGAUUUGUGGCGGCAGAAAUGGAAGCAGCUAAUUGCAGUCGACCGACCUAAAAACGCCAUCGAAACGAUAUCGGAGUGUAACCAGUGUAUAUAUCCAAAUAUAUACAUUUUAUUGAAGAUCCUAGCAACUCUACCAGUGUCAACAGCUACACCAGAAAGGUCCUUUUCAACCCUAAGACGAUUGAAGGACUUCCUACGUAACUCUACAGGUCAGGAGCGAUUGACAGGACUUGCUCUAUUAAGCGUACAUAGAGAAAUAAAUGUUGAUAUAGAAGAGGUAGUCAAUCGUUUUUCCAGGGAAAAGACUAGAAACGUGCAGUUUAUCCUUUAA